Marchantia polymorpha subsp. ruderalis is the source of this 523-nucleotide messenger RNA. Lineage: Eukaryota; Viridiplantae; Streptophyta; Marchantiopsida; Marchantiales; Marchantiaceae. The record is from the annotation of a GenBank genome assembly.
AGGUACAGGGACAACCGGGUAGAGUUGUGGACCACGUUACACGAGAUGUCGAUGCAGUGGGAAGCAUGGACGCAGAAGUCCAUCGUUGGUCCAUCCGUCGUCGUCGAUCACCGUAGACCGAUCGGAUCCAUCGGUCACAUCGCGAGCAGUGGAAUCGAAGGCGGAAGUCAAGAAUUCUAUGGAAGAGACCACUCGUGCAGACUGCAUGUGUUUGGCGACUCGCAGAAGUAUUCUAGCUACAAGUGGUGUGCUUCUAUUCGAUGAUUCUGGUAUCUUGACUUUAACAAGAUCUCUGGCGUGUCAAUUUCGUUUCAGACAUGUGGCCAGAUGAGUUGAUUCUUCGUACAACCGGGUUCCUUUUCGCUGGUGGGAGUGUGGAUUCCCAUGGCUGCUUUCUUUAGCAUAAAUUAAACGUAAUGUCGAUCUGAUGUUACUAACAUUCUCUUGAGUUCCAAACUUUGUUAAUUUCUGUUCACCAGAAUUGUAUGAUGUGGAAUGCUUGUCAGAGCAUCAUACAUAUGAA